AUGCGACGUGUUCCAUUUGGACUGCACGGAAAACUUGAGUCCAAAGUUCAGGAACUUAUUGCGAAGGAUAUUAUUGAGGCGGUGGAAGAACCGACCCCAUGGGUGAAUCCUGUUGUCAUUGUACCAAAGGCCUCAGGUGAUAUAAGGCUAUGCUUGGAUAUGAGACGUGCCAAUGAAGCUAUCUUGAGAGAAAGGCACCCUAUACCUACAGUAGAUGAAGUGUUACAGGACAUGAGUGAAAGUAGAGUCUUCUCAAAGUUAGACCUGAAGUGGGGUUUCCAUCAACUGGAGUUACAUCCUGAGUCGCGUAACAUUACAACUUUUGUGACUCAUUGUGGACUGUAUAGGUAUAAGCGGCUGCUGUUUGGGAUAAAUGCUGCACCUGAGAUAUAUCAGCAUGAAAUCCAGAAAACCCUUCAAGGAAUCCCAGGGGUUGCCAAUAUAUCAGAUGACAUUGUUGUCCAUGGUCCUUCCACAGAUGAGCAUGAUAAACGACUUGAGCAAGUCGUUCAGAGACUUUCAUCAGCAAAUUUAACCUUAAACGUUGAUAAGUGUGAGUUCAAGAAGUCAAGCAUAACGUUUAUGGGGCAUCAUUUGACAGAUCAGGGGAUUGAUAUCACCAAAGACAAAGUUGAAGCUGUUGUGAGUGCAAGACAGCCAGAAAAUGCGAGUGAGGUCCGAAGUUUCUUGGGACUAGUAAACUUCUGCUCUCGUUUCAUCCCUGAUUACUCCACAUUAGCAGAGCCGUUGAGACAACUAACAAGGAAAAACCAGCCGUUUGUGUUUGGAAAGGAUCAAGUUGAAUCAUUUCAGUCACUCAAAGCUGCCCUUGCAAGUGGUAAAACCCUAGGCUACUAUAGUCUAGCUGCAAAAACAAGAGUUAUCGCGGACGCCAGUCCUGUUGGACUUGGGUCAGUCCUUGCUCAGCAACAGAUGGAUACAUCAUGGCGGAUCAUCUCAUAUGCAAGUCGUUCGCUCAGUGAUGUGGAACGCAGGUACUCGCAAACUGAAAAAGAGGCUCUUGCCUUAGUUUGGGCGUGCGAGAAGUUUCACCCGUACAUAUAUGGGAUAUCAUUUGAGUUGGUCACAGACCACAAACCCCUAGAAGCAAUAUAUUCACCAAAGUCCAAACCCUGUGCUCGAAUAGAACGCUGGGUUUUGCGCCUCCAACAAUACGACUUCAAGGUUGUGUAUGCACCAGGAAGGAGCAAUAUAGCUGAUCCGUUGUCCAGGUUGUCAAGAGAACAGUUUGUGAAACCUCAAGCUGUGUCAAGUAGUGCUGAAGAAUAUGUCAGAUUUGUAGCAGUGAAUGCAACUCCUCAGGCUGUAACAACUCGAGAAGUCGAGGGAGCUUCUGCAACGGAUGAUGAGUUGGAAAUGGUGCGCCAGUGUAUUGAUUCUAGUGAUUGGAAUCAUUGUGAAUUGAAGCAAUAUGUGAUUGUGAGUUCUGAAUUGUGCAGAAUAGGGAAGUUGGUGUUGAGAGGUAAUCGAAUAGUGAUUCCCAUGUGUUUGCGACCCAGAGUUUUGUCACUUGCACAUGAAGGGCACCUUGGUGUUGUUGGUACAAAGCAGAACUUGAGAUCCAAGGUGUGGUGGCCAAAUAUGGAUAAGGAUGCAGAAAGGCUCUGCAAAACAUGUCACGGUUGUCAGCUGGUCAGCAAGCCGAGUCCUCCAGAACCUAUUCAGACAACAGAACUGCCAUCAAAACCUUGGGAAAACCUUGCAAUGGAUUUCCUUGGUCCAUUACCAUCUGGUGAAUCGAUUCUUGUGGUGAUUGACUAUUAUAGUAGAUACUAUGAAUACAAGGUGAUGAAAUCAACCACAGCACAGAAAACUGUAGAUGUUCUCAAAGGUAUGUUCUCACGACAUGGAUUGCCUGUGUCAAUCUACUCAGACAAUGGUCCUCAGUUCGUAUCUGAGGUGAUGGGAGACUAUCUGACGGACAGUGGUAUUGAACACCAUCGAGUAACUCCUCGUUGGCCUCAAGCUAAUGGUGAGGUGGAGAGACAAAAUCAGUCUCUAGUGAAGAGAUUGAAGAUUGCUCAUGCCACAAAGCAGAACUGGAAAGAGGCACUGCAGGUAUAUGUCACUCAGUACCGUGCAACACUCCACACAGUAACUGGGAAAAGCCCAGCUGAACUGUUGUUUGGAAGGAAGAUGAGAACUAAGUUACCUGUUUUGAUUCCUGAAUCCAUUGACUAUGAGGUUCGUGACAGAGACGCCGAAAAGAAAGGUUCAUCGAAAUUGUACGCCAAUGAAAAAACGCCAUGCCGCAGAGUCCAAGAUUGUUCCUGGAGACAAGGUGUUGCUUAA
Molecule: messenger RNA, 2313 nt
Organism: Haliotis rubra (blacklip abalone)
Lineage: Eukaryota; Metazoa; Mollusca; Gastropoda; Lepetellida; Haliotidae
Exons: 1
Coding region: 1-2313 (770 amino acids)
Biological process (GO): DNA integration
Molecular function (GO): nucleic acid binding
Source: RefSeq, a predicted model, not a curated record